ACUUGGGUAAGCCAACAGCAUGGCGGGUGAAGACUGAGGUGAGCAAGGCUGACCUUGUGGGGCCUGUGGAGUUAGGCUGUGUGCGUCAGAAAAAUCUCCAGGCUCCUGACUUCAUCAGCACCGAGGUGUCAAGAGAAAGGGAGCGGCUUGGGGUGGAAAGAGGAGACAGAAAUAGACCUGAGAGUAAGUGACUUUAAAAGGGCUGGAGGGGUGUAAGGUGGAGAUGGGGGAGAAGAAGGUGGAGCAGCAGGACUUUCCGAGGAGCUUCCAGGAGUUCCUGAGCCAGCAGACCCACCGCAGGGUGAACGUGCUGGCUGCGGACCUGACACAGGCCCAAGCCCCGGGGGAUGCCCUGGACAGGAACCGGGUGCUGAUGCUGGAGGACUUCGAAAGGACGGUGGACGGGAAGCUGCGGUGCUCUUACUGCGGCUAUUCCAGCCAGAGAGCGGCUCGGCUGAUGGAACAUACGAGAAUCCACACGGGUGAGAAGCCGCACAGGUGUCGCCUGUGCCCCUUUGCCUCGGCUUACGAGCGGUACCUCGAAGCCCACAUGCGCUCCCACACUGGAGAAAAGCCAUACAAGUGUGAAUUGUGUGCCUAUCGCUGCAAUUACGGAAGCAACCUGUCCCACCAUCGAAGACGCAAGCAUAAUUUGUUACCGCUGACCGGUCCCAGGGCCUCCUUAAGCAGUGUGAAAAUGUGGGAGACCUUACAGAAUAAGAGCAACAUGGAGGAUGGCAAACGAAGGGUGCUCAUCACCUACUCUCCACCUUCUGUGGUCGCUCAGGAACCAGAUCACCUGAGUGAUUCUAAACACAAGACCCCAAAUGUUCAGAAUGGCUUCUGUGAUGGUAUGGAUAAGGCUUCAGUUUGCAGACUGCCAGGGGACCCACAAGGACUCUGGUUUAUGGAUAAUCCUUUGAAUCAGCUGUCUGACCUAGCAGGGCACUUGUCCACCUUGCCACCUGAAAACCCAAACCCUGUCUCCACUGAUGUAGACUCCAUCCUAGAAGAAUGGAAGCCUUUCGUGAUGCAACAGCCUUCUGCCCAAGGGAGUGUCCCUCAGAGCUCCCCCACAGUCCUCAGGCUUUUUCCACCAUCGAGUCAGAGGAACUGUAGCCCACUGAUAGGGCGCAGCAGCCAGCCAAGUGGCUACACCAGCACCCCCAUCCUUGGAAACAGCCAACCGAGCAGUCCAACUGUAAGCCUGCCAGUGCAGGGCGCUCAGCUUCUCGACCUCUGCCAGCACUGUGACACAUAUUUUGCAGACAACGUUCUCUACACUAUCCAUAUGGGAUGCCAUGGAUAUGACAACCCCUUUCAGUGCAACAUAUGUGGAUUCCAUUGUGAGAACAAGUAUGACUUUGCCUGUCACUUUGCGAGAGGUCAGCAUAGCAAGAGCUGAGAGCCACCAGCUGUAUCUUUACCCAGAUUCUUUUGAUGACCAAAAGAAGAGGCACAGUGAAAUGUAUCCAUUUGAAAUCGCAGCUGUUCCCCAGAUCCUUCCAAGGCAGCCAGUGAGAACUCACCAGUUCCUGAACUGUGACCUUCAGGCCUUUAGGACUUCGUAGGAUACAUUAUGGAUGCUGCAAAGUUCAUGACUUUGAUAGAACAGUCACAGAAGCUUCAUGCAAGGCUUCUGAAGAUCUGACUUUCAGCUUUCUGUGUGCCUUACUGAAAAUGAAGCGCCCCAGACUAUUCUUUUGAGCCUGUGUACUAAGGCUAAGCUGACCCACUUCCUGAGUGCUCCUCUUUUGCCUCUAGGGGUGCUCCUGGCAAAAUCUGAAGGCAUAGGGUGAGGCCCAAUCCUGCAGAAGUUCUCCCUCAUUACACUGGAUGGGCAACAGGGACCCAUAGAAUCUAUGUUAAUCAUUCCUCUCCUGCAGGUCCCACUCUGACUUCCAUGGUAGGUAGUGUGGGCACAUCCUGUAGGUUCUCGUGUUUGUAGUAGCAGCAGCAGGGCUUAUUCCAGGGAGGUACCCAAAGAGAUGAGCUGGUAGUCCUGCCCCAACUACGAGUAUAGCACAGCAAGUGCCUGCUGCCCAACGCAUUCCUUCCACUGCCUGUGAGACUGAGGCUGGGAAUGACUUCUUUCUGGUGGGUCUUCCACCUCAGGUGGGUUUCUGUGAGCUCUGACCUAACUGUUUAAGGGUUACAUCUCUGCCUCUUUUAUCCAUGCCCUUUCUGACAGAAGCCUGACCUAGUCAAGCUCCUUUGACUCCAGGUCUCCCAUCAAACUCUCUAAUGGACAUUGUGUAGGUAAUAGUUACUGAUUUUAGAAUUUUUCUUUGGAUUUAUAGCACAUACAAUGGGCCUGAAUGGUGUCUUACCCAAAUUCAUAUGUUGAAAUUCCCAUAGCUCAUGAAUGUGACUAUAUUUGGACAAAAAGUCUUUAAAGGAGCAAGGUCAAAUAAGGUCUCAUGGAUGAGUCCUAAUCUGGUAUGAUUGCUUCCCUGUGAGGAGAGUUGGACACAGGUCUACACAGGUGGAUGAUCAGGGAAGGAAUGGAGAGGCUGUCUAGCUGCCUGUGAGCCAAGGACUGACAGAGAUCUCAGAAGGGGCUAGACUUAUUUGCAUUUUGUUCUCAGGUUUCUAGUCCACGGAACUAUAUAGAAGUAAAUUUCUGAGUUAAAAUGUCCUGAGUUAUAUAACAGUAAAUUGCUAAGGAAGCCUCGCCAGUUGAUAAAGUAUAUCAGUGUUCUGUUUUUGUUUGAUUUUUGGUUUUGUUUAGUUUUGAGUCAGGUCUCACUAUGUAUCCUUGGCCAGCCUAGAUCUCACUGUGUGGAAUAGCUCAUAAAGAUCCAUUUGCCUCUGCUUUCCUAGUCCUAGGAUUAAAGGUGUGUGCUACCAUGCCACUCUGUUUUCCUUUUUCAGGAAAAGAGACAGUUAUGGAGGGGAAGGAAGCACAUGUAAUUCCAAGACCCUAUGUUUUAUAGCUUGGUGCAGUGUAAGAGCAAUUUCCUGGGCUUAUCUAGUUCCGCAUUUAUGAGAUUUUGUUUACUAGUACUUCCUUUGGAAUGUAGCAUCCACUUUAUGUUCUCCGAAAGAUUGCCACUUACUCAUAGUACUUUGUAAGUUUCCAUAGCUGCUUUCCCAACUUAUCACAUAAUAAAUGCCAAAGUCAGCUCUUGAGUAAUAGUGAGUAGAUUCACAAGCUAGAGCUAGGCUGUUGAGUGGUGAUGUGUUCCUUGACCUAUAUCCUUACUGCUGGUGUUUAUCACUGAGGUCAGUACAAUGAGGACAGUGACAUUCAGGAAAUUGAGUUAAAUUUGAUUUAAAGCAUCAAAAUCUUUUGUUUUAGUUCAUUUUUGUACUUAAAUUCAUCCAUCAUAGUCAAAAAUGAUUAAGUCAGAGAAGCCAGUCACCAUCAUUUAUACUUCAGGGUAGAGGACUGAUCCUAUUAAUUGUAAUGGCCAGCAUUCGGCUCUGCAGGCUAAUUUCUUCCUAGUUGUCGUACUCUGUGGACUUUGAGGUCCACUGUUCCUCCACUCAUGGCCCCUCUGUAUCCUCACCAGGCUCUUUAACAAUGCCUGUGUACUAACUGACACAUAUCUGCCUGCAGCCUGGAGUUGACUCCUGGCUGAGUUCCUAGCACCUAGGUAUGAAACUGUUCACUGAGCAUCCCCACCAAAUUCCUCUGAGGGCCCCAAGCUUGCCUUGCCCGUUCCUCCAUAACCCUCGUGUGCAUUUCCCACCACUGUGCUUAUUCCCUUCCAUCCUCACUCUUUCCUGAACACCUCUCUGUCUUAAAUUGUAGCCCAGGCUGACCAGGAGCAGAGGGUAAAUCUACCACAGUCACCAACAUGCCACAAUUACAGGCAUAAGCCACCAUAGCCAGCCUAUUACUGUCUCUUGAGAUGUCCAUUACCAGAGACCUACACACCCCUGCACGAGAAUCCAAUAUUUACUUCUUUCCAUCUCACAGUGUCACUCACCAGGACUUACUCAUUUCACUUCUUCAAUAUUGAAUAUUCAGAAUACUCAAAAAUGUAUUUUGUCUCACUAGUGCUAAGACAUGUAAGUCCACAGAAAGCAGUGUGAAACUGACAAAGGCAGCACCCAACAUGGUUAAAAUCAGAGCAGGUGAACACAUUUGCAGGCAGUGGGCUGGAAAGUGACGGUGGUGCCGGGCAACUGGCAGAGACACCCACAAGUUUUAAAAAUGCAUCUCUUUAAUUCAGUAAACUAUCUUUAAGAAAUUUGCUGUAAGUUGAGAAAUAUAUGGAUUACACUUUUGGUUUACUAGAUUUUCAUUAACACUAAAAGAUCAUAAAUAUCAUCAAUACCAAACAGCCUAAAUGGGGGAUUUGCUUAAAUACUGUGUUAAAUAAUGUGAGUUUUGGCACCAUUAAUGACUAUGUGAGGUGUGUGUUUAACAAGUUCAGUGAAACCCACUUGCACUUUACAUGUAAAGAAAUAGUGUAAAAUAGUGUAUAGAUGGAUGGCAAACACACUUGAUAUAAAUAUGCACAUGGGCAUUCUCAACAGAAACCAAGGCAAGCUAGAAAAUGGUUUGUGGGUUAUCAGUGGUGGGUGCUUCAGGAGAUGACCUUGUAGAGGAUACACUCUUUUCAGGAAUUUUCUUUAUUUGCUCAUUCUUUGUCCUAACAACAAGAACUCCUAAUAAAGCAGAGGCACUCAUGAAGUCUGUGAGUAGGAAGCACCAUAGGGUACAUUCUAGUAGACAUCACUGAGCCAGGCAGGUGCCUCUGCUUCGUCCCAUGGCAACCUUAGCCUGUGGACCAUGCACUGACAGAAAGGAACAACAAUGUCCAUCCAGUAUUGUCCAGUCACCAACACCAGCUAUAGCUCCUGAUCCUUGUCUGACAGAACAGUGUAUCUGGGCUCCAAUAUCCCUGGAACAACAAUGUCCAUCCAGUAUU
Molecule: messenger RNA, 4883 nt
Organism: Mastomys coucha (southern multimammate mouse)
Lineage: Eukaryota; Metazoa; Chordata; Mammalia; Rodentia; Muridae
Product: zinc finger protein Pegasus-like
Exons: 2
Coding region: 224-1405 (393 amino acids)
Biological process (GO): regulation of transcription by RNA polymerase II
Molecular function (GO): DNA-binding transcription factor activity; RNA polymerase II cis-regulatory region sequence-specific DNA binding
Source: RefSeq, a predicted model, not a curated record